UAUCGCCCUUCCAUGGAGGAAACGGUUAAUAGAAUGGAAGGGGAAGACGAAAGCGAUAGUGACCUGGACAUCACCAGUGCAGCCCAUAAGGAUUGUGUCGACCUUGACAGCUAUAUCAAAGAUGUCACAGUUGAGGACACUGAAGGAUCUGAAACCACAGAUGAAGACGAACAGUCGCAGCAAGCUCAACUUCACCAGCCGGCUCAGGUUAUCGCCGAUAGAGCGACGAAGGUGGAGUGGUCUGACGACGACGAUGCAGAGGCUGCAUACAAUGCCUUUAAGAACAGGCUAUCGCUAAAAAGAAAACGUGCUGCGGCCAGCACUAGAAAAGCAAAAGUUGUGGCAGCCCGCAAGUCUACCAGCAUGGUAGGAAAGAGAACACGGCCGAAGAUUGUGCCAAACGAUGGUGACAUACCUACGCUCAAAAAACACAACACAUAUGGCGAUGAUUCCGAGAAGGAGGGGCAGGAACUCUUAGAUAAUGAAACACUACCAGACUACAUCAAGGUUCGAAUGCGCAAAUUUGAAGAGACACGCCACAAACUGGGGGAAGCAGGCCUCAGAAUACCUCCACGUUUUGACGAAAUCUACUUUUCCGAUGAUGAGCGACUAGCACAUCUUCAGGAAAGGCCCAUAUUUCCAGAGUUGAAGCCUCCUGGAAGGUACAAGGACUGCAUUCUUCAAACGUCGGCUGGCAUAAUACCGGCACCCAUCGCACAGUGGCUGCGUGAGUAUCAGGUCGAGGGGGCUGAAUUUCUCCACGAAAAGUUUGUAUAUCAGAAAGGCGGCAUCUUGGGCGACGACAUGGGUUUGGGAAAGACCAUCCAAGUUAUUGCAUUUCUCGCUGCCGCCUUUGGAAAGACUGGAGACGAACGAGACAAAAAACGCAUGCGCAAAAUGCGGAGAGCCGAUAAGGAUUACCCUCGAGUCCUAAUCGUCUGCCCCGGAAGCUUGAUGGAUAACUGGAAGACCGAAUUGGAGACUUGGGGCUGGUGGCAGAUCUAUACAUUUCACGGCCCUCCAGAUAACAAGGAGGCUACUCUCAAUGCCGCCUUGAAAGGGCGUGUGGAAAUCGUCAUCACGACUUACACCACUUACCGUAUCAACAAAAGCGCGAUAAACAUGGUCGACUGGGACUGCGUUAUUGCAGAUGAAUGCCACAUUGUAAAGACGCGGAGCUCCGAGAUUACACAGGCGAUGAACGAGAUCAACGCUAUCUGCAGACUCGGGCUCACAGGGACGGCAAUCCAAAACAACUACGAGGAAUUGUGGACUUUGCUUAACUGGACGAACCCUGGAAAAUUCGGGUCUCUCGCCACAUGGAAACAAUGUAUCAGCAAACCCCUCAAAACGGGACAAGCGCACGAUGCGACAUACCACGAGUUAGCGAAAGCUCGCAGGACGGCAAACCUAUUGGUUAAAAAUCUGCUCCCCCCGUUCUUCUUGCGCCGCAUGAAGACAUUGAUAGCAAACCAACUUCCAAAGAAGAGUGAUCGAGUAGUGUUUUGUCCGUUGACCGAUACUCAAGCUGAUGCAUACGAAAACUACAUCAAUUGCGACAUUGUCGACUGUAUCCGACACUCCGCUGAUAUAUGCGAUUGCGGCUCCGGAAAAAAGCGUGGCUGGUGCCACUAUGCUGAGAUCGAAGGUUAUGGCAAGUGGCAGAACCAUGUCUUUCCAUGCAUCGUGACCUUACAAAAACUCUCCAAUCACCUCGCUCAACUUAUCCCUAGCGGCGUCGAUACACAUGACAAACAGGAAAAAGAUCUAGACGAUCUCAAGGUUGCCAUGCCAUCUGAAUGGAGGGACCUUUAUCGCAGCAGAGACAACAUAAUAAACUUCGCGAACCCGGAGUUUUGCGGCAAAUGGAAGAUCUUGAAAAGAUUGCUCCAGUUUUGGCAUCAGAAUGGCAAUAAGGUGUUGGUGUUCAGCCACAGCGUACGACUGCUCAAGAUGCUCCAAAUGCUGUUCAAGAGUACAUCCUACAAUGUCAGCUACCUCGACGGAUCAAUGAGCUACGAGGAGCGAGCACAGACUGUGAAGGACUUUAACUCCGACGCAUUGCAGUUUGUUUUCCUGAUCAGUGUCAGGGCAGGAGGUGUCGGUUUGAACAUCACGUCGGCCAAUAAAGUCGUCGUUGUCGAUCCAAACUGGAAUCCAGCGUAUGACCUUCAGGCACAAGACCGCGCUUACCGUAUCGGGCAGACCCGGGAUGUCGAGGUCUUCCGGUUGGUAAGCGCUGGCACGAUUGAAGAAAUAGUGUACGCUCGCCAAAUCUACAAGCAGCAACAAGCCAACAUUGGCUACAAUGCCUCGAGCGAACGUCGGUAUUUCCAUGGCGUACAAAACCAGAGCGAGAAGAAAGGCGAGAUCUUCGGGCUUGCCAACCUUUUCUCUUUCCAAGGCGACAGUGUCGUCUUGCGGGAGAUUGUAAACAAGACAAACAUUGCGGAGUCGAGGGCAGGCGUCUCGGUCACUGGAAUGGACGGUCUCAGCCAAGAGGUCGACGAAGCCGGGGAUUUUUUGGGGGGCGAAGACGAAGAUGCGGCAAUGGUCCAGAUCACCACCAUGAUACGGAGUGGCAGUGCCGACGACGUCAGCCAGGACUUGAAGCCUGCGGUUAAAAAGACUGACGCGGUCCAGGCCAUUCUUGCCAGCGCCGGUGUGCAAUACACUCAUGAGAACUCCGAAGUAAUCGGCACGUCCAAGGUCGAGGCGCGCCUGAGUAAGAGAGCGGCGGAAAAUGAGAAUGACAUUGACUUCAUUGGCAAGCACGUUUUCGGCCCCAGCGGGAGCCAGCUGUCGCACGCCCUCGGGGAGGGCAGGUUCCGGUACAAGCCGCCCGAAGACGUGCAGAGGCGGCAGUUCUGCACCAUGGCCAAGACGUUUGGCUAUGAAGACGUGACGGAAUUCGCGUUAGUAGUUGAAGGCUGGACGCAGGAGCAGCGGCGAAACUGCCUGGAGAAAUUUUACAGGCUGCGGCGGGGAGAGGCUUGACGUGGUUUGUGUAGGUAGGCGUGGUAGGUAGAGGUGCAACAGUCAC
Messenger RNA from Aplosporella prunicola CBS 121167, 3043 nucleotides. RefSeq lists its product as uncharacterized. Lineage: Eukaryota; Fungi; Ascomycota; Dothideomycetes; Botryosphaeriales; Aplosporellaceae. The transcript has 2 exons. The record is from RefSeq and is a predicted model, not a curated record. Gene Ontology annotation, molecular function: ATP binding; ATP-dependent chromatin remodeler activity. Bases 13 to 2997 code for a protein of 994 amino acids.